UCGGUGGUUUUACAGUUUUAUUUCUCGUUGCAAAGAAGCAUUGAGUAAUGUUGUUGCCGAUAGAAAACAGUUGAACUGCGCAGAGAGUUCAGCUCAGUCGAAGCAAGAGCAAGGAGAGGGCAGAAAGCGGAGAGAUCGCUCUAGGUUUUAUUAUGCUCAGUUUGAUCAGUAUUUGCCAAUCUAACCGGUCGGACUCAUGGUGAAGAGAAAGAAGACGUCGCCUACUACCGAAGAGCACGACAAUGGCAUGACACCGGGCUCCAGGGAGGGGAUCGGUGUCGAUGGGAGGAGGAAUCCGUCCAGAAAGCCCGAAGGUUGCGACGAGGAGGAGAGCGGAGAGCAGGCGAGCGAGGAGCGCAGUACAAAGGGAGACGACGGAGUGGAAAUUCUUAAUCCAUCAGCCACGGGUCUCAGCCCCGGUUCAGCCCCGGUCCUCCCCGCCUCUCCGCCGAACCGAACCGGACUAGGCUCAGCCCAGCAUCCCCAGACCUCCGCGGAGCCCGCCCCUCCGUGUCACGACCAGCAUCAUUUUCUCCGAUCCAGCGUUAGACCUCCGAGCAAACGGAUCCGGAAGGAUUCAAUCGGCUCGACCAUCAAUGGUCAUGGCGGGGCAAAAUCGAAAGGAGCAGAGAAUGGCUCGUCCUCCCAGGGGACAGUCGGACAGUCGGGGCCUGUGGCGGGCUCCACAGGGGGAGUGUCCAAGGCCUCCAAGGGCCAAGGGUCUGCUGAGAAGGAGGAGCAAGCCGGUAACCAGAAGAGGGCCCGUCGGCAGUGGGAGUCCUGGAGCGCAGAGGACAAAAACAGCUUUUUUGAGGGGCUAUACGAGCAUGGGAAGGAUUUUGAGGCUAUCCAGAACAACAUUGCAAUGAAGUACAAGAAAAGAGGCAAGCCAGCCAACAUGGUGAAGAACAAGGAGCAGGUUCGCCACUUUUACUACCGGACCUGGCACAAGAUCUCCAAACACAUUGACUUUGCUAAUGUGUACUCCAGAGUGCUGAAGAAAUCCUCUCAAGAACUCUACGGUCUGAUCUGCUACGCCGAGCUCCGCAAAAAAGUUGGAGGAUUAAUGGAUGAUAAGAACGUGGCAAAGCUCAAUGAACUCAUCCAACAAGGGGCCACCACUGUACGCUCCAAAGGGAGGAACCUACGAAUCAAAGCACCCAUGUGCCGUGCACUGAAGAAACUUUGUGACCCAGAUGGAGUGAGUGACGAGGAGGACCAGAAGCCGGUGCGUCUACCCUUGAAGGUGGCAGUGGAGCUCCAACCCCGCAGUAACCACUCCUGGGCCCGUGUUCAGAGUCUAGCCCACAACCCUCGCCUCAGGAUGGUGGUGGAGCUCCACAGGAAAGUCUCCAGCCUCAUUGAGUACCUGAAACAGAAGUGGACGUACCAUGACCAGCGGAUUCUUAAGAGUCUCAUGGAGAGAGAGGCUCUGGAGGGCAGCCAGUCACCCAGCAAAUCCCAGCAGGAGGAGCUAUUUCUUUUCCCAGCUGAGAGCAGCACCUUGACCACACUGCCCGGUGUGGCACGUGUGGUUCACUCCAAGGCCUCCUGCACUGUACACUGGCUAGAGAGCGGAAAGAACCGGCCUAACGCCAAGGAAUUGCCAGCUGCCCAGAUUCUGGGUAUCCACACAGCUCCACCACUUCGGACUGGCACCAAAUCUGGAAGGGGAGGCACCGCUGCUGCUGGCGGUGCUACAGUGACUGUAUUGAGUGAUAGUCGUCGAACUGAGCCCCUUAACCCUGAGCCUUCACAAGACAGUUCAAAGGUAGAGGAGAAGAGACCGCCGUCUGUUAAUGUCCCCGCUUCCCCUCAACAGACUGUGGCUCAUAAGGAAGAGGGAACUGGGACGGGACCUUCUGAGGGGAACAAGACCUGUACUGGUGCUGAGGCUAGUGGUGGUUUAGCAGUGACCAAAGGCGUGGAGAAGUUGUGUAGUGGUACAGAAAGCUCAUCGGAGCAAUGCAAAGAGGAGCAGAACAGCAGCACCUCCUCCCCAGAAGCAAACCAGACUCCUCCAGCCAAACCUACAGUGGCUGUCUCAGAGGAGGGGAUGUCGCAAGGCUCUGCACCUGCAGCCAAAGAACGGGCUGUUGAGCAGAUCAGAGAGGAGGGCUGGAGUGCCCGCGACGCAGACAACGUCACCCUGGCUGAGCUCUACCUGAUGUUUGGGAAGCCUGGAAAGCUGCAGCUGGAGUAUGAGUGGCAGCCUGUUGCGGUUCCUUCCAACAACCAAGAAAAUGGACAAGCCUUGGUACCGCCCAAACCCAUCAAAACAAACCGCGUUUUGCGCUGCCUGCUCAAGCUUGUUGCCACUGAAGUCAAUCCUAAACCUUUGGCUCCGGAGCUGUGCUCCACAGCCACAUCACCACUUAAAACCCACCAGGAGGAGCAAAACCAGGCCCUCACGCCUCCAGGGAAGGGUCCCAUAGCAGGCGUUCGCAGCCCCAGCUGCGGCCGGCAGCAGGCCUCUGUCCGAGGGGCCCGGUUGCACCUGCCAAACGCUGGGGCCUCAGGUGGACGCAACCUCCCUCGCUCUCUGCUGGGGUCGACUGCGGGCAGCGACUCAGAAAGUGGCGUGUUUGCAGUACCCACCACGCUGCCUCCCAACAGCUCACGGCACAACCGAAUGUUUUCCCCGAACAAGGAAGCUGAGCUGGCCUUCAGACAGCAGCUCGACUCUAUCAGUAUGCAGUCAGAUCUUUUCCUUUCUAGACAGAGAAAACCUCGAAACAGACAACUCCGGAAACCGCUUGUAGUUCAGCGAACGCUCCUACCCCGAACUACAGGAGAUACUCCUCAGCAUGUCUGCUCCUUCUCCAUCCUCUCCAACUCCUCUGCCACAGGAACUGGAUCCUUCCGGCCAAUCCAUACUCGCCUUGCUCCUUCCUCCCGCCCCCCCCUGACCAAAGUUUCCCCUGCAGCGUCCAGCUCUGCAGCAGCCAGCCAGCUCUCCAGUGCCAUUGACCAGGCAGCUAAGUCUGCAGGUAUCAUCCCUGGCAGUCCCCGUAGGGAGCCGAGUUCUCCCUCUGUUGACAACACCGUGCUCGCCACCACACCCAUUGUUGAUGCUGAACCAGACUCUCAACUCCUUCAGCACAAUGUCCCAGAGAAUGGUGUGCCUCCACCGUCUCCUGGAGUGACCGGUGGUGGGGACUCUCUCCUCUCUCCACCCAGUGUGGCCUCGCUCCUGGACAUCUCUCUCCCUGGUCCUCCUGAAGAGCCUCUCGCCCCCGGAGAACCUCAAACACACAUCAGUGACUCCAUUAUCGAGCUCGCCAUCAACUCUGCCCACUACGGGGAGGAGGCCGCUCUCUCUCCAGCCAAGCUGAGCAACAAUGACAGCUCCAAGCUGUUGGCCUCGUCUCCCUCAGUCAGCCCAUCCAGAGGCUGGAUCCCAUCGCCCAGCCAUGACCCCCAGUGGUACCCCAGCGACUCAUCUGACUCCACACUAGGAUGCCUCCUCUCCAGCAUGGUCACUCCUGAUAAGGGCAGGCGGACCACCCUAACCCCCACGGGCCCCUCUAGCGGCACAGCUUUGCUUGGUCCUAGCCUCCUGGACUGCAACUCCCAUGAUUCCUUUCAGUCCCGUGGCCUUCCUGAUGUGGCAGAAAUGGAUUCCCAGCUUGCUUGUAUGAUGAGUGAGAGCAGCGUGGACUACAUCGCCCGCUUCAAUGACCUGGCUCAAGAACUGGCUGUGACUGAGCCCUCCAUCCCACCGCCCUGAGGAGGAGAGGACCCGCCUCCACGGACCCACGGCCACCUGAGGACAUGGGUUUCUGAGUGACCGCAGGAGAGGUUUCUCCGCUCUGUCUAGACUUAUCGCCACGCUGUUUAUUCUACUUCGGAGAAAGGACGGCUAUGGAGAAAGACCAACCCCCUAAAGCCAUCCCUGCCCUUUUUGUAAAAGUGCAAUAAUAAUGGUGAACCUUGACCAUUGUUCAAAGCGAGUUUGAAAUGAGUUGGUUUCACUGAACUGUUGUUUAAGGUGAAAUGCCCUUUAAAAACACUUUAGAAAAACAAAUGCGUUUACAAAACACAACCUCAUGUACAGGAAGAUACUAUGCCAUAUCUGAACAAAAUAUUUUCACUGAUCUUUUAUGUCUCUUCCUGCUCUUUGUGUGUGUGUGUGUGUGUGUGUGUGUGUGUGUGUCUGUCUGUCUUCUACUAUCGCAGAUCAACCCCCAAAAUGUGUAAAUCCACCAAAAUGUGCAGUUCAGAUCCCAGCUGAUGGCAAACAGCGGCUGAUUUUGAAAGUAAUGGCAGUGAGAAGGGGGGUGAAAGUGGUGAGAUCAUAGUUGUUUUUAUUCAGUUGUUACUGUGGCCUCAGUUGCUGAAGUAGAGCACAACACAGCAGGGCGGGGUACAAGAAAGUAAAACCGUUUUGCUACUGCCCUCCAUGUCAUGUGCUCGCGAUCAGUUCAGGUUUUAUUUGGUUACAUUUCAGGAACAUAGCCUGCCAUGUGUGUUUGGAAUCAAGUUUGUCAUUCCUUGCCGUCACAUGAAAAAUGGCAGCUUUUUUUAUUUUAUUUUUUAUUUUGGUCGACUGCAUUUUGUAGCAGCUCUACAGAUCAGCAGCUGAAGUCAUAUUGGAGUUCAGUGUCCAUUGCCAGUCGCUUCUACAACUUUCAUCACUUUGAAUGUAUGUUGAUGCAAUAGCCUUCGAGUUUCUUUGUUGUCGCAUAAACAGGUCUAGAAGAAAUAGCAACGUUCUUCUUUCACGUACUUAUUUAUCUUGCUGUUUGUCCUUUAUUUUAUUUUUUUACACUGUAAUUAUAUACACAAACAUUUAAUUUUGGUCUCGUUUUAAAUAACCUUGUCUCUUUGACAAAUAACAUUGCUCAUUUACCAGCUGUUCUGCUUGCGUGUUGCACUUCAAACAAAGAAGCGAGCCGAGCUGUUUUCAAUCAAGGACUAAACAGAGGCACCCUCAUCCCAUAAUGUGACCAACCACAUAUUCAUUUCCAUCGGCAGGCUAAAAUUUGAAAUGUUAAAAGUUUGCAGUAGUGUUACACUCCAUUUUCAACUCCUCCGAAGCAAGCAGUCAGAGAUACGUUAUAAAAUCAAACACUAAAGCCAUAGUUGACACUCAACCACUUAAGUUGUUUUCUUUUAUUAAGUUAAGUCAUUAUUAAAUCACUAGUAAAAACUUCCUUAUUGGUUGUGCUCAAAACAUUAAUUCCCCAUUGGCUAGUACUGAUACGGGAUACUGACAAAACACUAUGGCUAAUGUCAACAUGAUUGUCCCUUUAAUGUCAGCCCACUUUGUAUGUGUUGAAGUUAAAGGUAAAUGCUUUUAAGUACUUUCCCCAUGACGUUUCACCAUUGCAAUGUAUUGUUUUUCACAGCAUAUACACACAUACCAUGUAAAGUCCAGACUGAUCCAGAUGUUCUCUCUGAAUUUCAGUUAACCAGCAUCAUCAAUAUGCAGUAUUGUGAACAUUUUGUCUGAUCAACAUGUUUAACUUCAUCUCUGAGUGUAAAUUGUAGGAGAGCUCUUGUUGUCAUUCCACUAAUGGGAUUUAUAAACAUUGGUCUCCUUUAAAGCACCUUGAGGGGCUUUGACUCUACAGUGUAAAAGCUCUUGUGAUGUUUAUUCAUUUGUGAAAUAAAUCUCAAAAAGACUUCAUCUUCUCACACUAGAUAAACUACGGAGAUGAUUCUUAAUAAGGAAUAAACAGCGGGUUUUGUCUUUGAAUUUGGCAUGUUUGUUUUUUUUUUUGUUUUUGUUUAAGGAUUUAUUUGUACAAAAUGUCAAUUCCAGUAUUCACUGCGCUUUUUGUAACAUAUUGUAAAUUGUUAUUUGGAUUAUUUAUUGUUAACAUUUCAGAAAAGGUGUUUGUUUAACUUAAUAUGAAGAUGACAUCUAAAAAUGAAAAACCUGUUGAAAGUUUUCAGUUUGUAAAAGGUGUUUUUAUUCUGUGUAUAAAGAUAGUUUAAAAAAACCCAAA
Molecule: messenger RNA, 5954 nt
Organism: Dicentrarchus labrax (European seabass)
Lineage: Eukaryota; Metazoa; Chordata; Actinopteri; Moronidae
Gene: cramp1
Product: cramped chromatin regulator homolog 1
Exons: 20
Coding region: 197-3730 (1177 amino acids)
Biological process (GO): pattern specification process
Cellular component (GO): nucleus
Molecular function (GO): chromatin binding
Source: RefSeq, a predicted model, not a curated record